GGGUUUGAAUUAUCAAAAACGUUAAAAUAAAUUUUUUAAUCUUACAUUAUGUUUUUCUAUAAAGUUUCUAAGCAUUGGUAAUGGAUUCAAACUUUCAACCCCUUUAGGGGAUGAAUUUUUAAAAACGCUGAAAUUACUUUUCUUGUCUUUUGAUAAUAUGCCUACAUAUAAAGUUUAAAAUCUCUCUCUCACUCACAAAAAUGUUUGAUCUCCAUACAAACUUUCAACCCCCUUUUCACCGCCUUGAGGGAUGAAUUUUCAAAAACGCUGAAAUUCGUUUUUUUCUAUUUUAAUAAAAUACCUAUUUACAAAGUUUCAAGUUCCUAGCUCAAAAUAAAACUUGACCCACCCAUACAAAUUUUCAUCCCCUUUUUGACCCUCUUAGGGGUUGAAUUUCUCAAAAUCGCUUCUUAGCUCUUGUACACUUUAUAAAUGCAACCUAGUGUGUAAAUUUCAACUUUCUAGCAUGUGUAGUUUCGGCUCUGCGUUGAUGAGUCAGUCAGGACACGUGCAUUUAUACAUAUAUAGAUAUAUAGUAAUACCAGUGGGGAGACACUCCCCCGUUCGGCUUUUCUCGGCUCAGCAUUGCUCCGAGCAAUUAAUAGGGUUGGCACAACUUGACGUCCCUAUAAGUGUUCGACCACAGAUAAGAUAAUGAGUACUAUUAUUUAUUCUGUGGUAAUAUUCAGUUACAAUGGUAUUAAUUUGGUCUGAUGAUGACGAAAGUAACUAAAACAACAUAACCUCACCCAGUUUAGGUUAGGGCUUAUUUACUACUGUCUCGAAUCCACGAUAAGUACCACCUUUGCUUUAAACCCCGAUGAUCAUUAUUGUAAAAAUGUGGAACUUAAAUAACAUGAAAAAUAAGUUAAACUAAUACUACUAACUGAAACUAAUAGAAUGGCCAGCUAGAUGGCGCAGUUACUUUUAGCACCGAAUAAGUAAUACUACUACCGUAACAGAAAAUAAACUUACUACAAAACCGAAGUUUGACAGCGCUUCAGGGUCGAAUCAUACUGCCCCUUUGUAAUAUAAUAUAUGGCACUAUCCCUUUCGGCUAUUUAGGGUUGUCAAAAUUCAAGUCAUUAUCUUAUUUGUAGUUGCGAACGCAAAGAGACGUCAAGUUGUGCCAAUAAUGGCUCCUAGCAAUGCUGAGCCGAACGGAGCCGAGAAUGCCCGAAAGUAUCAGAGGGCCUACCGCGAACAACGUUCGACGUGUUGCCUCCCUGUUGCACUUGUAAAUUCGUACGUAAGUGUACGUACGUACGUACUGUCACACUUACGUGCGAAUUUACGGGAAUUUAUCGGCUUCAUAGGCAGGAUCAGUACCCAGGUCAUCAUUUUUUUUCCCAGUAGUUACCACUGGUAAAAGGUGGGAUAUUUUUCCCCAGUAGUUACCACCAAAACUUUGUUAGAGUUCAAUACUAAUAAAAACAGUAGAAGAAGUGUAGUCUAAAUAAAGUGUGCUUUAAUAAAUAAUUUUAAGUCGAUUAGUGUUUCAGGUAACUGCUUUAAAAGUGAUCAAAAGUAUUAAAACCGGUGCAAGUGCAUAAAAUUAAAAGUUAAAGAGAAAUUAACGUUUGGUUGAAAUUUAUCUUGUAAAUUGAAUGAAUUGUGAUGUUAUCUAUGAAACCUGAGGGCCUACCGCGAUCCACGCCAUUAUCAGCGAUUCUCUUAUAUAAAUACAACGCAACGCUACGCAGUACGGCGUAAGCGAUCUCGACAAAAGAUCCAGAGGGCCUACCGCAAACCACAUUCGACGUAUUGCCUCCUUGUCACAUUUACGUACGAAUUUACAAGUGCGACAGAGAGGCAACACGUCGAACGUGGUUUGCGGUAGGCCCUCUGGAUCUUGUCGAGAUCGCUUACGCCGUACUGCGUAGCGUUGCGUUGUAUUUAUAUAAGAGAAUCGCUGAUAAUGGCGUAAGCGCCAUCGACUAUAAGGUCUGUUUCAAUAAAUAACGUCAGAAUUAUACAGACGAACAAACAAGUCAGUCCAAGACCGAUUAUUUUUGAUCACUUUUAAGGCAGUUUACUGAAACAGCAAUCGACGUAUAAUUAAAUUAAUAACUAAUUAACUUAUAAUUAAUUCGACUUUAAAUUAAUUAUUGAUAAAAGCACACUAUAUUUUGACUGUUUUAUUAGUAUUGAAUGUUAACCAAAUUUUGGUGGUAACUGGGAAAAAAAUUCUCACCUUUUUACCAGUGGUAACUACAGAGAAAAAAAAUCCCUGUAGUUACCACCAAACCAAAGUUGGUGGUAACUAGUGGGAAUAAUCCAACAAACACAGCGAAGAGGACAAAUCGCCAAACGUGAACUAUGUGUCGUUGAAGAGUUCCAUUCUGAUCAUCAGCAGUUCCAGUUCAUCAAAUGUCACUUUUUUAAAUGUAAAUGCUUGAUUUGUUAAAGAAAAUACAAAAAUCACUAUAUGUAUGCCUUUAACAUUUGAGGAGUUUCCUCAAUUCCACAUAGAUUCUACCAUCAGAUCUCGAGCAUGGCAAAAAAUUGUUUUGAAAACCUAAUUUGCCUAACAAACAUAACGAAGACGACAAAUCACCAAGCGGCAACUAUGCGUCGUCGAAGAGUUCCAUCCUGAUCAGCAUCAGUAGUUCAACUUCAUCGAAUGCCAUGUUUUUUAAUGUAAAUGCUUGAUUUGUUGAUGAAAAUACUUACUUAUACAUUCAAUAAAAAAAAUUCUAAAUCGGUUCAAAAAUGAAGGAGUUAUUAUGAAGUAAGAAACAUUAAAAAACAUACAACCGAAUUGAGAACCUCCUCCUUUUGAAAUCUUGAAGUCGGUUAAAAAUAAAAGGUUUUAUGAUUGAGCUUCAUUGUUAUUAAAAAGUUCCUACCGGCUAAAAAUCUGGGUGGCUCAAAAAUAUUACCGGUAUUAUUACGGUAAUUACGUCAAAAAUGUCUUCACCGCCCAUUAGCAACGCGCCUUCAGUUUCUGAUAAUAAGAUUUCCGCUACAAAUGCUGAAUCUACAGAGCCUGCAUCAAAUGAUGGUCAAGCUGCGAGUACAAGUAGAAGUGCAGCUGUCUACCGUAGACUAAGACCAGCUUCAAAGUUCACAAGAGGCGAAAAAUGCUUAUUUACUCAUUUGGUGGUGACUUUCGCUAUCCUGCUGCUGCUGUUUAUCGUUUUCGUGGUGCACUUAUACUUGGUGAGACAUCAUGGAAAUGAAAUGUUUGAAGGCAUAUUGAGAAGAGGAGUAGCUGACGAGCAAUCAGACUCCCCACCAGUAGGCGUUGUAUAUGUUCUGCCGGACUAUUAUAUGUGCAACUGUCUGCUCUUGCGUCCGCGCUGGUCAGUAGCACCAGCGCACUGUGUGGCUGCCCGAUCUGACCCGGACUUGGCUUAUGCUCUACCAAGCUGGCGAAUAACGUAUGAACCAAAUAUUGACACUUCAGACGAGUCAGAUGACUUUUCAGAAACACGGAUAGCACGCAGCGUGCCACAUCCUCAUUUCAACAGAGACGACUUCGAAAAUAACAUCGGUCUGUUUCAACAUGAGGAUGCUUUACAUCAUGUAUUUUCAAACUCGUAUAUGAGCGAUGUCUCCUUGAACGAUUACACACUUAGGACCAAUGCAAACGAUUUAAAAUUGAUCAGUUGGGAAGACUCGUGGCAUCUACAUGGUCACGUCGUUCAAAAUCCCGUUCAGCCGUUGUCACCGGAAAAAUGUAAGCUGUACGUUUCUCCAGUUGUGGAUAUUAGGGAUUAUGAACACUGCGUAACAAUGACGGAGAGACGGAAUGUGACUAUAGCCCCUGGAGCAGUAUUGGCGAUAAAAUCAGAGUACGUCGGGAUAUUUACGUGGGGUGACUCUAAAGGCAGAGGGCUCCCGUUCGUAAUACUGGACAUAGCACAUUAUAAAGACUGGAUCACAUACAUUGUUUCUGCGAGGUAAACAUCGCAAUAUUCAACCUUACAACUAUUGACACAUUGUUUGCUGUGAAUAAAUAUUGAGCGUACCAAAUAAAGGAUGGGUCAUUGAGUGUUGAAAGAUUUAUUUUCUAUUACAAAUAAAUACAACAUUAAAUAGUAGCAAUA
Messenger RNA from Cydia pomonella (codling moth), 4052 nucleotides. RefSeq lists its product as uncharacterized. NCBI's taxonomy places the organism in Eukaryota, Metazoa, Arthropoda, Insecta, Lepidoptera, Tortricidae. The transcript is spliced from 6 exons. The coding region runs from base 2911 to 3909 and encodes 332 amino acids. The record is from RefSeq and is a predicted model, not a curated record. Gene Ontology annotation, molecular function: serine-type endopeptidase activity. Gene Ontology annotation, biological process: proteolysis.